Messenger RNA from Sinocyclocheilus anshuiensis, 1142 nucleotides. RefSeq names its product zona pellucida sperm-binding protein 3-like. Gene Ontology annotation, molecular function: acrosin binding. Gene Ontology annotation, cellular component: extracellular matrix. The transcript has 7 exons. Gene Ontology annotation, biological process: positive regulation of acrosome reaction; binding of sperm to zona pellucida; egg coat formation. Bases 1 to 1128 code for a protein of 375 amino acids. The record is from RefSeq and is a predicted model, not a curated record. NCBI's taxonomy places the organism in Eukaryota, Metazoa, Chordata, Actinopteri, Cypriniformes, Cyprinidae.
AUGCAUUUCCUGGGAAUCAAACCCAUGAACUUGGCAUGUGCAUGGGGAAGUUUGAGACACAGUCAAAGUCCAAGCAGCAUGAAGCCGCAAUCAGGUCCAGCUUCCAGAGUUCCUGCUGUUUCUUCUCAAGGGGUCUUGAAUCCUUUGCAAAAGGCUUCUCAGUUUCAGAGUCUGGACUCCAGAAGAUUUGCACAAGAGCCUUUUGGUUUUCAGGAGAAGCAGCUGUUGCAGGGUCCAGUCAAGCCUUUGGACUGGAGGUUUCCCAUCGUUCCAGAGGUGCAAAGUGAGUUGGCAGUGGACUUCCAGUUGAGGCAACCCGUGACUCCCAGUAGUGUGGCUGUUCAAUGCGGUGAGAACCGGGUUCUUGUGGAGGUAAAGAAGGAUUUGUUUAGCAAUGGCCAACUGAUCCAGCCAUCUGGUUUGUCUAUGGGAGGCUGUCCUGUUGUUGGUGAGGACUCUGUCUCUAGGGUGCUCAUCUUUGAAUAUGAACUACAGGACUGCAAUAGUGUGCUGAUGAUGACUGAGGAUGAACUUGUCUACACCUUUGCUCUUACCUAUACUCCUGAGGCGUUUGCUGGAACUCCGAUUACACGUGCCGAUCAUGCAGUUGUUAGCGUUCAAUGCCACUAUCAAAGGUUCUAUAAUGUGAGCAGUAAUGCUUUGAGGCCAACUUGGGUCCCUUAUGCCUCAACGGCGUUUGGCGAGGAAGUCUUGAUGUUCUCCCUGAAGCUCAUGAUGGGUUUGUGCAGUUUCUUUAGGUGCUUUGUGGAUUCCAAGACUACGGCUUCCAGCUCCCGCUUCAUGCCUCGAACCCAAGAAGACCAGAUUCGGUUCCAGCUGGAGGCCUUCAUGUUCCAGGGAGGGGAUAGUCCUUCUAUCUACAUAACGUGUAUUGUGAAGGCCACUCUUGCUUCUGCACCCAGUGACGCUCUCCACAAAUCCUGUUCCUUUGCCAACGGGUGGCUUGCUGCUGAUGGGAACCACCAGGCUUGUGGUUGCUGUGACUCAACAUGUGGUCCUGAUGGAGGAAAUGCUGCUCCUUUUGGGGGCAUUCAGUGGGAAGGCAAUGCCUCACUCGGUCCUGUAAUGGUUCAAGAGCGACAGAAGACUUUAGCUGGUUUUCAAUAAAUGGAGAAACCUUU